AGAGCAAAUCUCCUCGAUCCAUCCCCAACUUAGCGUCUCUUACGUCAGUGGGGCGCGCGCAUCGCACCAACGCUUCUUACGCUUCACUUUCUCUCCUUCUUCUCAUUAUCAUCCCUUUCCAACAACGUUCCGUCGGCUCCUCCCCCAAUUGGCGAAGAUGGCGGCAUCCGCAGCAGCAGCAGCAGCAGAGGGUGAGACAAAGCGCGACCUCUCCAUUCUGCAGAGCGGACGCCCUGUCGAGGGUUAUCUGAACACACCAGAGCUGAUCGCCGCACACGAGAAGAAGACUGGCGGCGCGCCGUACUUCCGCUUUCCGCCGGAGCCGAAUGGCUUCCUCCACAUUGGGCACGCCAAGAGCAUGAAUCUCAACUUUGGCAGCGCCCGCGCACACGGCGGCAAGUGCUACCUGCGCUACGACGACACGAACCCCGAGGCGGAGGAUCAGGUGUACAUCGAUGCGAUUGUGGAGAUGGUGGAGUGGAUGGGCUGGAGGCCGGACUGGGUGACCUACUCCUCCGACUACUUCGCUGAGCUGUACGCCUUUGCCGUGCAGCUCAUCAAGGCGGGCAAGGCUUACGUCGACCACAGCACUCCCGACCAGCUAAAGCAGCAGCGCGAACUGCGUGAGGACAGCCCGUGGCGCAACCGCAGUGUCGAGGAGAACUUGCUCCUCUUCAACCACAUGCGCCAGGGCCGCUACGCCGAGGGCGAGGCGACGCUGCGCGUGAAGGCGGACAUGAAGAGCGACAAUCCGAACAUGCGCGACUUCAUCGCGUACCGCGUGAAGUACGUGGAGCACCCGCACAUCAAAGACACCUGGUGCAUCUACCCAAGCUACGACUUCACCCACUGCCUCAUCGACUCCUUGGAGGACAUCGACUACAGCCUCUGCACGCUGGAGUUCGAGACACGCCGGGAGAGCUACUUCUGGCUGCUGGCGGAGCUGAACCUAUGGCGUCCGCACGUAUGGGAGUUCAGCCGGCUGAACGUGACAGGCUCGCUGCUGUCGAAGCGGAAGAUCAACGUGCUCGUCCGCAAAGGCAUCGUUCGCGGCUUCGACGACCCUCGCCUGCUCACGUUGGCCGGUAUGCGGCGCCGUGGCUACACCCCGGCGGCCAUCAACCGCUUCUGCGAACUGGUCGGCAUCACCCGCUCGAUGAACGUGAUUCAGAUCAGCAUGCUGGAGAACACCCUGCGCGAGGACCUCGAUGAGCGCUGCGAGCGCCGUCUCAUGGUGAUCGACCCGAUCAAGGUGGUGGUGGACAACUGGAAGGGCGAGAUGGCGGUGGAGUGCCCGAACCACCCGCGGCGGCCGGAGCUGGGCAACCGCAGCGUCCCCUUCACCGACACCUUCUACGUCGAUCGCAGCGACUUCCACACGAUGGAUGACAACAGCAAGUUUUACGGCCUGGCCCCCGGCCCCCGUGCGGUGGGUCUCAAAUACUCCGGCAACGUCGUCUGCAAGAGCUUCGAGGUGGACAAGAACGGGCAGCCGACGGUGAUCCACGUCGACAUCGACUUUGAGCGCAAGGACAAGCCCAAGACGAACAUCUCGUGGGUCAGCGCGACGGCCUCGACGCCGGUGGAGGUGCGUCUGUACAACCCGCUGCUGAAGGACGACCGGGCCGCGAUCGAUCCGGAGUUUUUGAAGUUCAUUGACGAGAACAGCGAGGUCAUCACGCACGGCUACGCGGAGAAAGGCGUGGAGAAGUUCCAGCCCUUUGAGUCGAUCCAAGUGGAGCGCUUCGGCUACUUCGUGGUGGACAGCGACACAACGCCGGACCAGCUCGUCAUGAACCGCGUGCUGAGCCUACGCGAGGACAAGAGCAAGGCGGCCGUCGCCGAGCCGGCUCAGAGGAAGAAGAAGUAA
Leptomonas pyrrhocoris is the source of this 1870-nucleotide messenger RNA. Its product is annotated as putative glutaminyl-tRNA synthetase. Gene Ontology annotation, molecular function: glutamine-tRNA ligase activity; ATP binding. The record is from RefSeq and is a predicted model, not a curated record. Lineage: Eukaryota; Euglenozoa; Kinetoplastea; Trypanosomatida; Trypanosomatidae. Gene Ontology annotation, biological process: glutaminyl-tRNA aminoacylation; translation. The transcript has a single exon. Gene Ontology annotation, cellular component: cytoplasm; cytosol. Bases 158 to 1870 code for a protein of 570 amino acids.